AUGACGUUCGUCACGGCCGGCGUCCCGCAGGUCGUCUGGUCGGCCAACCGCGGCAGCCCCGUCAGUGAGGGCGCCACCACGGAGCUCACGCCGGAGGGCGACCUGGUUCUCAGGUCGGGCCCCGGCGGAGCGGUCUUGUGGUCCACCGGCACCAAGGGCCGGUCCGUCGCCGGGGCGCGCAUCGGCAGCGACGGCAACCUGGUGCUGUUCGACGGGCGCAACGCCACGGUGUGGCAGUCGUUCGACCACCCCACGAACGCGCUCCUCGUCGGGCAGUCUCUGAAGCACGGCGCGCGGCUCACCGCCAACGCGUCGACGGCGGACUGGCGCGACGGCAGGCUCUACCUCGCCGUGGACGACGAUGGACUGAACGCCUACGUCAACGCCACGCCGCCGCAGCGCUACUACCACCUCAGCCUCAGCGAGACCGCAUCCGGCGCCUACGCGACGUACACCAACGGCAGCCUCACGGUGUCCGCCCGGCCCGGUGCGCCGCCGCUGGCCGCCAUCCAGCUGCCCACCGUGGGCGCCGGCACGGUGCAGUACAUGCGGCUGGAGCACGACGGCCACCUCCGGAUCUACGAGUGGCGCUCGGGCUGGGCGCCGGUGUACGACGUGCUCAAGUCUGCUACGACCUGA
This is a messenger RNA of Triticum turgidum subsp. durum (durum wheat), 639 nucleotides long. The record is from the annotation of a GenBank genome assembly. NCBI's taxonomy places the organism in Eukaryota, Viridiplantae, Streptophyta, Magnoliopsida, Poales, Poaceae.